Trichomonas vaginalis G3 is the source of this 931-nucleotide messenger RNA. Its product is annotated as protein of unknown function, DUF4106 family. NCBI's taxonomy places the organism in Eukaryota, Parabasalia, Trichomonadida, Trichomonadidae. The annotation marks the transcript as partial. The record is from RefSeq and is a predicted model, not a curated record. The transcript has a single exon.
AUGCCACGUAAGCUACGUAAGAAUAUACGUAAGAGGAAGAGAGCAUUGAAACAUCCAAUAGUAAAACUAACACCACAACAACAGUUGCAACAACAAAUGCUGAAUGACCCCACUAUGUUGCAACAAAUGUCAAGCAAUCCUAUGCUUUUAAACCGAGUUGUUGGUGCACAGAGUGGAGGUUUAAGAGCGGCACUUUUAGCGAAAAUGGCAGGCUAUGGUGGAGCUGCAGACGGAACAGCCUAUAACCCUCAAAGUCAAAUGAAUUUGAGUUCACUCAAAAAUCAAAUAACAGAUGUCAAAAAGUCAAACAUAGACAUACAGAAGCAAAUAAGUGAAAACGAAAAGAAACUAGAAUAUGACAGACACACAAAGAAACUCAAUGAGUUAAACGUAGAGAAAAAGAAGAAAGAAGAACAACUGAAAGAACUAAGUACAGAGGAAUAUGCGAAAAAAGUGUCAGAAAAAGCAGCAGAAGUAGCAAAAAUGGAACAAGAUGUCAUAAAUUUGAAAAACCAUACUACUCGAUAUAAAGUACUGAAAGAUGAAGAGAUAAAACAAAAAGCCCUGAAGACAUAUAUGGAUAGCGAUGAGUAUAAAAAAGAAGUUGAAGCAAAUGUAAAGGCAGAAAAACUUUUACAGUUGCAAAACCAAACCGUACAGUAUGAAAACUUAGCACAAGAAAGUAAAAAUAACGACGCGGCUAUGCAAAAGGCAAUGAAAAGCGCAGAAUAUAUAAAAGCUAACAAUGACUGGUUAGAUGCACAAGCCAACGCUAAAGCAGCCCAACUUAUAGGGUCAAUAAGGACAAAAAUACAAGCGGAUGAAGACAGUUCAAAUGAAGCUUUAACAAAUGCUGACUUUAAGAACGCCUUCGAAGCUCUUCAUAGUAAGGUGAAACUAGUGAACGACUUCUCAUCUGGAAAGAAACUGA